Neomonachus schauinslandi (Hawaiian monk seal) is the source of this 2159-nucleotide messenger RNA. It is a transcript of the gene PDGFB, whose product is annotated as platelet derived growth factor subunit B. Bases 16 to 741 code for a protein of 241 amino acids. Gene Ontology annotation, biological process: platelet-derived growth factor receptor signaling pathway; positive regulation of phosphatidylinositol 3-kinase/protein kinase B signal transduction; positive regulation of protein autophosphorylation. The transcript is spliced from 7 exons. Lineage: Eukaryota; Metazoa; Chordata; Mammalia; Carnivora; Phocidae. Gene Ontology annotation, cellular component: membrane. Gene Ontology annotation, molecular function: platelet-derived growth factor receptor binding; growth factor activity. The record is from RefSeq and is a predicted model, not a curated record.
GGGCCCGGAGUCGGCAUGAAUCGCUGCUGGGCGCUCUUCCUGUCUCUCUGCUGCUACCUGCGUCUGGUCAGCGCCGAGGGGGACCCCAUUCCCGAGGAGCUCUACGAGAUGCUGAGUGACCACUCGAUCCGCUCCUUUGACGACCUCCAGCGCCUGCUGCACGGAGCCUCCGUAGAUGAAGACGGGGCCGAGUUGGACCUGAAUUUGACCCGAUCCCAUUCUGGAGGCGAGCUGGAGAGCUUAUCCCGAGGGAGAAGGAGCCUAGGUUCGACGGUCGCCGAGCCGGCCAUGAUCGCCGAGUGCAAGACGCGCACUGAAGUGUUUGAGAUCUCGCGGCGCCUCAUCGACCACACCAACGCCAACUUCCUGGUGUGGCCGCCGUGCGUGGAGGUGCAGCGCUGCUCGGGCUGCUGUAACAACCGCAACGUGCAGUGCCGCCCCACCCAGGUGCAGCUGCGGCCCGUCCAGGUGAGAAAAAUCGAGAUUGUACGGAAGAAGCCAACCUUUAAGAAGGCCACGGUGACCCUGGAGGACCACCUGGCGUGCAAGUGUGAGACAGUGGUGGCUACUCGACCCGUGACCCGAAGCCCGGGGAGUAGCCAAGAGCAGCGAGCAGCCAGGACACCCCAAACUCGGGUGGCCAUUCGGACAGUGCGAGUCCGCCGGCCCCCCAAGGGGAAGCACCGGAAGUUCAAGCACACGCAUGACAAGAAGGCACUGAAGGAGACCCUCGGAGCCUAGGGGCAUCUGCAGGAGAGUGUGGGCAGGGUUAUUUAAUAUGGUAUUUGCUGUAUCGCCCCCAUGGGGUCCUUGGAGUGAUAAUAUUGUUCCCCUCGUCCGUCUGUCUCGAUGCCUGAUUCGGACGGCCAAUGGUGCUUACCCCUUCUGCGCGUCCGUCCACCCACCAGCGGGUCCCCUCAUUGGCCUCCAGCACCUUGCCCGGAAGCUCGAGAAGGAAACGGAGGACCUGAACUCCAUUGCUGUCUUCCUCCACCGACUCCGAGAAUCUGGGAUAGAAGCGCAAGAGAGACCAGUGGGCCCGCUGUUCCCCGGCUCCCAGCCAGGGUCACACCUCAGCGCUGUGGACCAGCCCAAAGCCCUGCACAAGGCUCUGAGGCCCUCUAGGCAUGGGUGGCCUGCCUGGUCCCAGGACCCCUGGCCAGCUCUGAAGGGAACCCCCCAGGCAGGCCAGGGUACCUCGUACUCCUGUGGCUGAGACCACGCAGGGGAGCACAGACUCGAGAAAAGCCCUCCCACGGCGCCCAGGUCCAGUCACUUCUCCCUGGUCACCUCUGCUUACAGCGGCUUCCUUUUGUUUUAUACAUAUGAGAUCUCUGACGGUAUGGACUCCUCUGGGUGGGCGUGGCCCAAGCACCAGGCAGCCAAGUGCCCCCUCAGAUGGGUUAGAGAUGAAGUUUGCUCUGGAGCCGACGUGGCUGGUGACCUGGGCAUUCACUGCCUCCUUCCACUUCCCCCACCUUCAUUUCCUCUGUUUUAUCUCUCUACCUCCACCCUGUGUCUUCCUCUUGUCCUGGCCCUCAGUCUGCUCCACCAAGGGACUCUUGGACCCCAUACUUCUGCUCCAUUAGGCAGAAGACCAGGGGUCAGGGCAGCAGGGGGCCUGCCCAUCAUGUCCCAGCCCAGCCAAGACUGCCAAGUAGGUUUGUGCAGGGUGUGCACUGCACAAGGGCACUGCCUGCAGGGAUCAUUGUUCACACUGUAGAACGUGGCCAAUUUGUGUAUUUAUCAGGACAGUUAUCUGGCAGAUGGAGAUAAAAAUGUAUGGAGAAAGGGAUCCUUUUCCUAACUGACACAAAGGCUCCACGUGGACUGGCUGUGCCCCGACCUGGCCAAUGGCUUGGAGUGCUUGGACAGGAGCGAGCCCGUGUUGGGUGGGGAGGCAACACUGUUGUCCAUCCGGCCUCUGUUUUCCUGAGUCCUCAGCUCAAGCAGUUCCCCUUUCCAGGCGGGUGUGAAAAACCCAAGAGAAAGUCUCCAAGGGAGGGGGCAGUCCUUGCUCUCUCCCUGCCCACCUCCCCCCGUAUUAGAUUCUUUUGAGUUCCACUUCUGGUGGCUCCUCCCAGGAAACCAUCUCAUGGGCUGGGAAUGGGGGAGAAAAGGGAAAAGAUGCCCAGGGCUCCCUGGGGUGGGGUCUGAGC